Saccharomyces kudriavzevii IFO 1802 is the source of this 930-nucleotide messenger RNA. RefSeq names its product acetolactate synthase regulatory subunit (gene ILV6). NCBI's taxonomy places the organism in Eukaryota, Fungi, Ascomycota, Saccharomycetes, Saccharomycetales, Saccharomycetaceae. Gene Ontology annotation, biological process: branched-chain amino acid biosynthetic process. Gene Ontology annotation, molecular function: acetolactate synthase regulator activity. Gene Ontology annotation, cellular component: mitochondrial nucleoid; acetolactate synthase complex. The transcript has a single exon. The record is from RefSeq and is a predicted model, not a curated record. Bases 1 to 930 code for a protein of 309 amino acids.
AUGCUGAGAUCGUUGUUGCAAAGUGGCCACCGCAGAGUGGCUGCUUCUUCGUGCGCCACCAUGGUGCGUUGCAGUUCCUCGUCGACCUCCGCUUUGGCUUACAAGCAGAUGCACAGACACGCAAAAAGGCCUCCCCUGCCCAUCCUGGAGACCCCUUCCUGGAGUGCCAACAGUGCCGUGUCCUCGAUCAUCUACGAGACCCCAGCGCCUUCCCGUCAACCAAGAAAACAGCACGUCUUGAAUUGUUUGGUGCAAAAUGAGCCCGGUGUCCUGUCCAGGAUCUCCGGGACCCUGGCUGCCAGAGGCUUCAACAUCGACUCAUUGGUCGUGUGCAACACCGAGGUCAAGGACCUAAGCAGAAUGACCAUCGUCUUGCAAGGACAAGACGGCGUCAUCGAGCAAGCACGCAGACAGAUCGAGGACCUAGUCCCCGUCUACGCCGUCCUGGACUACACCAACUCCGAGAUCAUCAAGAGAGAAUUGGUCAUGGCCAGAGUCUCGCUGUUAGGUACAGAAUACUUCGAGGAUCUACUAUUGCACCAUCACACUUCCACAAGCGCUGGCGGCGCCGAUUCCAACGAAUUGGUCGCGGAAAUCAGAGAAAAGCAGUUCCACCCUGCCAACUUGCCUGCCAGUGAGGUGCUAAGGUUGAAGCACGAGCAUUUGAACGACAUCACUAACUUGACCAACAACUUCGGGGGUCGUGUCGUCGACAUCAGCGAAACCAGCUGUAUCGUGGAAUUGUCCGCCAAGCCCACCCGUAUUUCCGCCUUCUUGAAGUUGGUCGAGCCAUUCGGUGUGCUAGAGUGUGCCAGAAGCGGCAUGAUGGCAUUGCCAAGAACUCCCUUGAAGACAAGCACCGAGGAGGCCGCUGAUGAAGACGAAAAAAUCAACGAAAUCGUCGACAUCUCCCAAUUGCCCCCUGGUUAA